GUAGCUUCAUACUUGUAGGUUGUAGCAGAAUGUCUGUGCUAUCGCUGAGCAAGGUGUUAACUGGUGCCUCUCGGCUCGUAAUUACGAAUAGUAAAGCGCCAAUUAUAUCUCGCUUAAUGUCGGCGAAGGUUGGAGAUGUGUUGCCAGCAGUUGACUUGUUUGAGGACACUCCGGCCAAGUCCGUCAACACCGGCACUCUCUGUGCCUCUGGAAAAGUGCUAAUAUUUGCUGUUCCUGGAGCCUUCACUCCAGGAUGUUCCCUUACUCACUUACCCGGCUACAUCAAGGAGAGUGAUGCCAUCAAAGCUAAAGGUGUGAAGGAGAUUGUGUGUGUCGGCGUCAAUGAUCCUUUUGUUAUGGCUGCGUGGGGCAAGGCUCAAGGAGCUGACAACAAGGUUCGUAUGCUCGCUGACCCCAGCGCCGAGUUCACCAAGGCCCUGGGGCUUGACCAGGACCUGGCAGUGCUGGGAGGUGUUCGGUCCAAGCGCUACUCUAUGCUCGUGCAGGACGGCAAAAUUACGCAGCUCAAUGUCGAGCCUGAUGGCAAAGGCCUCUCUUGUUCACUUGCUGAAAAUACUCUCCCUAGCUUGUAAAAACUGUCCUUGGUGUUUUCCUGGCUUGUGAAAACUUGCUUGAACGUUUCUAAUCUACAGAAAUCUAUAUUGCUAUUUCUUUUCAGAGAUCCUUAUGCUAUAAGAGGCUGAUUGGUUUAUUGGUGUUAGUUAUGUCUGUUGUUAUAGAAAAUUUCCGAGGUAGUGCACUUGAGGUCUCCUGGUUGUAAUUUAGGGCUUAACAUUUUCCCCCCAGAGUUUCUAUGUUGCAUUCGUCAAGAACAGUCAAGUAUAGCUCAAGAUACGUGAGGUCAAAAGUUCUCAGUUGUACUUUUCUAGUUUUCAUUAUUAAUAAACUUAUUUAGAUUUUAAUUUGAAAAUCAAUCAAUGCUCUCAUGAUUUGAGAUGAACAUCAAUACAGAAGUAUGUAUAUUUAAAUUUUCUUGCAUUAUACGUUUAGUCGUGAGUGCUUGCCAAUUUUUGAGCCUUUUUCACAUUAUAUUUUUAAUGUUUCGGUUAUUAUGUGUACUUUGAUUUCAAAUAUUUGAAAAUUCAUUAUUUCAGUUUUUCAAUUAACUUGUACAGAUUGAUAUUCAAGUGUGAUGGUUAAGCAUUUUUUUUUCAGCAUAAUCUCAAAGCCUAGUUUGCACUGACUCAAGACAUCGCGUCGAUAAAUGUAGUUAACAGCGACCUUAUGCUGUUCGUGUUAGACUUGCCGCAUUACUCGUAUUGUACAUAGAAUCACAUGUAGUGCAAGAUUCAGAUUAAUAGCGGCUUCUCUUUAUUUUUUGGUGGCAAUUGGAAAAUCUUAUCAACUCUUUGGAAGCUCCUGAUGAAUGCGAUGUGUUGACAAUUCCAGGGCAUUACUCUUAGUAAAAUUUCCAGAGUGGUU
Molecule: messenger RNA, 1443 nt
Organism: Hyalella azteca
Lineage: Eukaryota; Metazoa; Arthropoda; Malacostraca; Amphipoda; Hyalellidae
Gene: Prx5
Product: peroxiredoxin-5, mitochondrial
Exons: 4
Coding region: 30-593 (187 amino acids)
Biological process (GO): cell redox homeostasis; hydrogen peroxide catabolic process; cellular response to oxidative stress
Cellular component (GO): peroxisome; cytoplasm; mitochondrion
Molecular function (GO): thioredoxin peroxidase activity
Source: RefSeq, a predicted model, not a curated record